Hibiscus syriacus is the source of this 1139-nucleotide messenger RNA. Its product is annotated as zinc finger matrin-type protein 2-like. Gene Ontology annotation, biological process: mRNA splicing, via spliceosome. The transcript has 13 exons. Gene Ontology annotation, cellular component: spliceosomal complex; membrane; U4/U6 x U5 tri-snRNP complex. The record is from RefSeq and is a predicted model, not a curated record. Gene Ontology annotation, molecular function: nucleic acid binding; zinc ion binding. The coding region runs from base 177 to 986 and encodes 269 amino acids. Lineage: Eukaryota; Viridiplantae; Streptophyta; Magnoliopsida; Malvales; Malvaceae.
UAGAAAGAUCAAGCUAAUGUCCCCUUUCAAUUCUCUUUGCAGGCGAAUUAGAAAUUAGAAUUAAAUCUCGUAACGUUUUAGGGUUUUUGAUUCAAUCACUGAGAAGCCCCUCUUUCCCCAUCCAUUUCUAAUUAAUCUGAGCAAAUUCUUCCUCCUUUUUCUCUAUACGCAAAACAAUGGCUACCAGCAAUAAUACACUUGGUGUUGACAAUACCUUCAGAAAGAAAUUCGACCGAGAAGAAUAUUUAGAACGCGCUCGAGAGCGUGAGAAACAGGAAGCAGAAGGGAGAGGUAAAUCGAAAGGUCCUCCAGUGCAAAGGAAACCCCUUAAGCAUAGGGAUUAUGAAGUUGAUCUCGAAUCUCGUUUGGGUAAAACUCAGGUUGUUACUCCGGUGGCACCUUUAAGUCAGCAGGCCGGAUACUAUUGCUCAGUUUGUGAGUGUGUAGUAAAAGAUUCUGCAAACUACUUGGAUCACAUCAAUGGGAAGAAACAUCAAAGAGCGUUAGGUAUGUCCAUGCGAGUAGAAAGAGCAUCUCUUCAACAGCUUACAGCCAUGGUUUCUCACCUACUCAACACUAUCCGUAAUGUAGUUGGGGUCACAGGGAACGUUAUAUCACUCUUCCUCUUCUUGUCUCCUGUGCCAACUUUUGCUCAAAUUUGGAAGAAAAAUUCAGUGGAGCAGUUCUCGCCAGCCCCGUAUCUAGCAACCUUAAUAAACUGCAUGGUUUGGGUCAUUUACGGGCUGCCUAUGGUUCAGGAGCGAUUUGAACAAUUAAAAAAGCGAAAAGCACCUGGCAGCUUCUCAGAGCAAGAUCUUGACGAACGCAUCAUGAAACAGCAGGAAGAAGAGGAAGAGCGUAGGCGCCAACGACGAGAAAGAAAGAAAGAGAAAAAGAGAGAGAGAGCAGCAGAAGAGGAACCCGAAAUUGAUCCCGAUGUGGCAGCUAUGAUGGGAUUUGGCGGUUUCCGUUCAUCAAAAAAAUGAGGAACAUUUCUUCUUGUAAGAUCAUUGUUGAUACAAUCAGAGAAAAUCCAUGACUUAGGUAUAUUCAUCUUUUGGAGAUGGAAUUACUCAGGUUUACCAAUGUUCUGUAUUGGUUGAUAUUUGGGAGGGAAAAUAAAAGUAAAAAUUUCUCGA